Messenger RNA from Onychostoma macrolepis, 7225 nucleotides. RefSeq lists its product as uncharacterized. The record is from RefSeq and is a predicted model, not a curated record. NCBI's taxonomy places the organism in Eukaryota, Metazoa, Chordata, Actinopteri, Cypriniformes, Cyprinidae. The coding region runs from base 1688 to 6889 and encodes 1733 amino acids. The transcript is spliced from 16 exons. Gene Ontology annotation, molecular function: protein binding.
GACCUUUGAUUCGGAAACAUUAUUCUAUUUUGUUUUAUUUUGUAUUUUAUAAAGUCAAUAAUGUACAUCACACACAGUCUCUAACAUGCACAUUGCACAGCAUCAGACAUUAUACCAAAAGGCCAUGAUCAAAUCUUUAUUCCGUGUAUUCAUUUUUUAUUUUUAUUUUUUUAACAUAGUUGAAACAUUGUUUGAUGAAGUGUCUUUUUUCAUGUCUAACUUUAAGUCCCACAGGUGGUCACCUAAACGUUCCCGUAAAAUACACACUAGCUCGUGUUAAUGUGCUGAAAUACACAACGACUGCGGAGACUCUUUUCUUCAGAUUUUACCAGAGGAUCUCAAAGAUAAAAAAAUCGAGGAAAUGAGAAAACGCAACAACUUAGUAGGGAUUUGAUAGGAUAACUACCAAACCCACACUCUCAGAAGUAAAGGUACAAAAGCUGUCACUGGGGCGGCACCCUUUGAAAAGGUGCACUUUUGUACCUAUUAGGUUCAAAUAUGUACACUUUAAGUACUAAUAUGCACCUUUGAGGACGUUGUUAUCCCCAUCAGUGUGUAUUUAUGAUAAGCGUCAAUACCGAUUUAGUCUCAUCCAAAACAUCAUUUAUACACAUUGAUUGAGAAAAAGCCCUCUGAUGCUAAAAUGGUUUCUUCCAUGUUGACAUCUAUACAAGACAACAAAGUGAAAGUAACAGUACAGGAAGCAUUUAUCUCAUCAAAAUAACUGCGUCACGUUAUCAUAGCACAAAAAGUGAGUAUCAAAUGUCAUUUUUGAUACACAGAAGCUCGCGUGAUGAUUAUAUUUGGUAGAUAAACACCAUUUUUAAAUGUUGUAAGCCUGUGUCAAAUAAAAUCGACACGAAAGCUUCUAUAGGUCGAGUGCCGUUACGACGUCGCGAGGUUUGACGUUAACGCGCUUAAACUAUGAACUACGAUUUUCGCUUAUUGUUGUAAUUUUGUUUUUGUUGUUCUUCGAUCGUACAUACGUAGCUGAGGCUUCGCACAGUAUAUCCACCUCAAUGCUAAUGAAAUUUAAUCAUCGUGAAAAACCGAAAAAUAAGAAUCCUUUAAAGUAAAAUAAAUAAAUAAAUAAAAUAAUGUAAAAAAUAAAACGAUAUUUGUAACUAAAACCAUAGAAUUUAACCCCACUAUUAAAAACACAGCCUACACAGCAAGAGAAGGCAAAACGUAUUGUUUCCUCUAAAAAAAAAAAAAAAAUCGUGGGCGUGACUGUUUCUCAAAUUACAUUAGGUAAAGCCAGAGCUAUAGAGAGAGUCAAUGUCUCUCUAUGGCUCUGGGAAGCUAAAGCAAAAUGGAUCAUACCAAGUAAACCCUAGUGGUGGGGGAGCAAGAAAAGAUGAGUCAAAACCAGGAAAUGGUAGAUACUACUUGUGAGAGCCUACUGCUUGACUUGUUCAAGAACAUAUUUUGAUAGCCUUAACCCAUGCCUUCUGUUUUUGGUGUUUACUCAGACAACCCUUAUUACUCACAUAAGGGGGUGCAUUCUGACGAAAUUCAGUUUACUUAAUAGCAACAUUUAUAAAUACAUUCAGGUUCAUAAUCAUUGCAUCAGGCUAAAUUUCUAGUUUAUUUACUGUGAUUGUGUUUAAUGUGUCUGAAUCAGUGUUUCUGUUAUUGAGUCAUUAGAGGAGAUCAGACUAGAAACACUGAACACCAGUGCAGCAGAAUGAGUCACGUACAACAAUUAAAAGAUGGAGAUUUUUCUCCAGGAUGCAGUUCAGUCCAGCAGGAGGGAUCAGAUUCAGCAGAGCCCAGCUGUGUGUCCAUGAAGAGUGACUGGUCUAUAGAUCCUCCACCAGAAAUGAAAGAUGGAGAAAAGCAGAGUGUCAGUGUAGCUCAGCAGAUGAGAUCAGAUUCACCAGAGCCCAGCUGUGUGUCCAUGAAAAGUGACUGGUCUAUAGAUCCUCCACCAGAAAUGAAGGAUGGAGACAGAAGUGUAGCUCAGCAGAAGAAAUCAGAUUCACCAGAGCCCAGCUGUGUGUCCAUGAAAAGUGACUGGUCUAUAGAUCCGCCACCAGAAAUGAAGGAUGGAGACAGAAGUCAAAGUGUACAUGAUCGCUUACGGGGAACCCUGCGACCCAGACCAGCUGUAACAGAACCCGUCUGUAAGAAAAUGAAAUAUGAUGAGUCUAUGAAUCAACCACAAGACUUUAAUGAAAGCAUGUAUCCUGCUGACAGCCAUGAUGUCCUCAACACAUUCAGAUCAAAUCUGAUGAAGAAGUUUGAGCGUCUGUUUGAGGGAACAGCAAAGCAGGGAAACCCAACACCCCUGAAUGAGAUCUACACAGAGCUCUACAUCACAGAGAGUGAGAGUGGAGAGAUCAGUAAUGAACAUGAGGUGAGACAGAUUGAGACACAAUCCAGGAGAGCAGCAGCAGAGGACACACCGAUCAAAUGCAGUGACAUCUUUAGACCUUUACCUGGACAAGACAAACCCAUCAGAACUGUGCUGACAAAGGGAGUCGCUGGCAUUGGAAAAACAGUCUCUGUGCAGAAGUUCAUCCUGGACUGGGCUGAAGGGAAACAGAAUCAGGACGUCCAGCUCAUAUUUCCACUUCCUUUCAGAGAGCUCAAUCUGAUGAAGGACAAAACACUCAGUCUUUCAGAUCUUCUUCAUGUCUUUUUCCCUGAAACAAAAGAAAUAGACAUUUUCAGUGAAAAAUAUAAAGUGUUGUUCAUCUUUGAUGGUCUGGAUGAGUGUCGUCUGUCUCUGGCUUUUCAGAGCGAUGUGAGGUUGUGUGAUGUAAGUGAAUCAGCGUCAGUGGACGUGCUGCUGAUGAACCUCAUUGCGGGGAAUCUGCUUCCCUCUGCUCUCAUCUGGAUCACCUCCAGACCAGCAGCAGCUGAUCUCGUCCCCUCUGAGUGUGUCCAUCGAGUGACAGAGGUACGAGGCUUCAAUGAGCCACAGAAGGAGGAAUACUUCAGGAAGAGAAUCAGUGAUCAGAGUCUGGCCGAUAGGAUCAUCUCACACCUGAAGUCAUCAAGGAGCCUCUUCAUCAUGUGCCACAUCCCAGUGUUCUGCUGGAUCUCAGCCGCUGUUCUGGAGAAGAUGUUGAGUCGAGCAGAGAGUGGAGAGAUUCCCAAGACUCUCACUCAAAUGUACACACACUUCCUGAUCCUUCAGACCAACAUCAAACAUGAGAAGGACUAUGAGAAGAAUGUGACGGAUGAAGAUAUGAUCCUCAAACUGGGAAAACUGGCUUUUCAGCAGCUUGUGAAAGGCAACCUGAUCUUCUAUGAGGAAGACCUGAGAGAGUGUGGCAUUGAUGUGACAGAAGCAUCAGUGUACUCAGGAUUGUGCACUCAGAUCUUCAGAGAGGAGUUUGGCUUGUAUCAGAUGAAAGUCUUCUGCUUUGUUCAUCUGAGCGUUCAGGAACAUCUAGCAGCUCUAUAUGUGCAUCUGUCCUGUAUAAACAACAAUGUAAAUGUGUUUGAGCCAAUCACCAAACAGAGUUUGCGGUCUAAAGAUAAAGACUGCCAUCAACUCAGUUCAUCAAAACAUGUUUCAUUAUCUGAGCUGCAUCAGAGAGCUGUGGAUGAGGCUCUACAGAGUAAAAAUGGACAUCUGGAUCUUUUCCUGCGGUUUCUUCUGGGUCUGUCAGUAAACACUAAUCAGAUUCUUCUACAAGGACUAAUGACAAUGACAAAAAGCAGCUCUGAGAGCAAUGAGGAAACAGUUGAGCACAUCAAGAAGAAGAUCAGGAACAUGUGCUCUCCAAAAAAAAUCAUCAAUCUGUUCCACUGUCUGAAUGAACUGGGUGAUCAUUCAUUAGUGGAGGAAAUACAACAGUAUUUAAAAUCUGGAAAAUUAGCUGAAACCAAACUCUCCUCUUUGCAGUGGUCAGCUUUACUGUUUGUCUUAUUGACAUUAGAGCAAAUGAUGGAUGUGUUUGAGCUGCAUAAAUUUGUUAGAAGAGAAAAUACUUCAGAUAAAGUUGUUCGGAAGCUGCUUCCUGUGAUUAAAGAAUCCAGAUCAGCACAUUUAGAAGACUGCAAUAUCACAGAUAAAAGUUGUACUGCUCUGGCUUCAGCUCUGAGAUCAAACCCCUCACACCUGAGAGAACUGGAUCUGUCUCAGAAUAAAAUAGGAGAUUCUGGAGUGACUGCUCUCUCUGCUGGACUGGAGAAUCCUCACUGCAAAUUAGAGAAACUGGGAUUGAGAGAUUGUGGAGUCACAGAUGAAGGUUGUGUUGCUCUGGCUUCAGCUCUGAGAUCAAACCCCUCACACCUGAGAGAACUGAAUCUGACUGAGAAUAAACUAAGAGAUUCCGGUGUGCAGUUACUUUCUGAUCUAAAGGAUGAUCCACUUCAUAAACUGGCAGAACUAUACUAUUGUGUUGUGUCCAAACAAAAUAAAGGAGGGAGGCAGAUUUUCCAUACUUGUGCCGUGUCGAUCACCAACAGUAAUCUCACUGGUUCAGUCCAGCAGGAGAGAUCAGAUUCAGCAGAGCCCAGCUGUGUGUCCAUGAAGAGUGACUGGUCUAUGGAUCAUCCACCCAAAUUUAAGGGUGGAGAAACACGAUCGAAUCUCAGUUCAGUCCAGCAGGAGAGAUCAGAUUCAGCAGAGCCCAGCUGUGUGUCCAUGAAGAGUGACUGGUCUAUGGAUCAUCCACCCGAAUUUAAGGGUGGAGAAACACGAUCGAAUCUCAGGCGAAUCUUGCAAUCCAGACCAGAUGAAAUAGAAAUGAAAUAUGAAGAGUCUAUGAAUCAACCACAAGACUUUAAUGAAGGCAUGGGAUCUGGUGACAGUCAUGAAGUCCUCAACACAUUUAGAUCAAAUCUGAAGAAUAAGUUUGAGCGUCUGUUUGAGGGAACAGCAAAGCAGGGAAACCCAACACCCCUGAAUGAGAUCUACACAGAGCUCUACAUCACAGAGAGUGAGAGUGGAGAGAUCAGUAAUGAACAUGAGGUGAGACAGAUUGAGACACAAUCCAGGAGAGCAGCAACAGAGGACACACCGAUCAAAUGCAGUGACAUCUUUAAACCUUUACCUGGACAAGACAAACCCAUCAGAACUGUGCUGACAAAGGGAGUCGCUGGCAUUGGAAAAACAGUCUCUGUGCAGAAGUUCAUCCUGGACUGGGCUGAAGGGAAACAGAAUCAGGACGUCCAGCUCAUAUUUCCACUUCCUUUCAGAGAACUCAAUCUGAUGAAGGACAAAACACUCAGUCUUUCAGAUCUUCUCCAUGUGUUAUUCCCUGAAACAAAAGAAAUAGACAUCUUCAGUGACAAAUAUAAAGUGUUGUUCAUCUUUGAUGGUCUGGACGAGUGUCGUCUGUCUCUGGAUUUUCAGAGCGAUGUGAGGUUGUGUGAUGUAAGUGAAUCAGCGUCAGUGGACGUGCUGCUGACGAACCUCAUUGCGGGGAAUCUGCUUCCCUCUGCUCUCAUCUGGAUCACCUCCAGACCAGCAGCAGCUGAUCUCGUCCCCUCUGAGUGUGUCCAUCGAGUGACAGAGGUACGAGGCUUCAAUGAUCCACAGAAGGAGGAAUACUUCAGGAAGAGAAUCGGUGAUCAGAGUCUGGCCAAUACAAUCAUCUCACACCUGAAAUCAUCAAGGAGCCUCUACAUCAUGUGCCACAUCCCAGUGUUCUGCUGGAUCUCAGCCGCUGUUCUGGAGAAGAUGUUGAGUCAAGCAGAGAGUGGAGAGAUUCCCAAGACUCUCACUCAAAUGUACACACACUUCCUGAUGGCACAGAUUAACAUCAAAGACACAAAGUACAAUGAGAAGAAGGACACCGACAAAGAGAUGAUUUUCAGACUGGGGAAACUGGCAUAUGAGCAACUGGAAAAAGGCAAUGUGAUCUUCUAUGAGGAAGACCUGAGAGAGUGUGGCAUUGAUGUGACAGAAGCAUCAGUGUACUCAGGAUUGUGCACUCAGAUCUUCAGAGAGGAGCUUGGCUUGUAUCAGGGGAAAGUCUUCUGCUUUGUUCAUCUGAGCGUUCAGGAACAUCUAGCAGCUCUAUAUGUGCACCUCUCCUGUACAAACCACAGCAUAAAUGUGAUUGAGCCAAUCAGCAAACGUGGCUUUUUGUCUAGAAUUAAGGGCUGGUUUCGACCAAAACAUGUUUCAUUAUUCGAGUUGCAUCAGAGCGCUGUGAAUGAGCUUUUCCUACAGUUCCUUCUGGGUCUGUCAGUGGAGUCUAAUCAGGGUCUUCUACAAGGACUAAUGAAACCGAUAAGAGGGAGCUCUGAGAGCAAUAAGGAAACAGUUGAGCACAUCAAGAAGAAGAUCAGGAGCAGUCGCUCUCCAAAAAAAUCAAUCUGUCUCUUCCACUGUCUGAAUGAACUGGGUGACCAUUCAAUAGUGGAGGAAAUACAGCAGUAUAUGAGAUCUGGAACAUUAGCUGAAGCCAAACUCACCUCUUUGCAGUGGUCUGCUUUACUCUUUGUCUUGUUAACAUCAGAGCAAAUGAUGGAUGUGUUUGAGCUGAAUAAAUUUGUUGGAAGAGAAAAUGCGUCAGAUAAAGUUGUUCGGAAGCUGCUUCCUGUGAUUAAAGAAUCCAGAUCAGCACAUUUGGAUGACUGUAAUAUCACAGAUAAAGGUUGUGCUGCUCUGGCUUCAGUUCUGAGAUCAAACCCCUCACACCUGAGAGAACUGGAUCUGUCUGGAAAUAAACUACUAGAUUUGGGCAUGAAGCAUCUAUCUGAUGGACUUAAGGAUCCUCGCUGUAAACUUGAGAAACUAAAGUUGAGAGAUUGUGGAGUCACUGGUAAAGGUUGUGCUGCUCUGGCUUCAGCUCUGAGAUCAAACCCUGAACACCUGAGAGAACUGGAUCUGACUGAGAAUAACCUAGGAUCUUCUGAAGUGCAGUUACUUUCUGAUCUAAAAGAUGAUCCACAUUAUAAACUGGCAGAACUACACUAUUGACUCUCAGUAUUUAGACGUCAGUCCAGUUUCCUCAGGAUCAGCUGAUGGUGAAUAAGGAGCCGCUACAGAGACAGUCAAACAAUCAAGACGUAAUGAUGGAUCAUUAAAAAAUAGCACAAAACAUUUAUUAAUUGCCAUUACAGUGAAUGAAUGUAAAGAUGACUGCAUAAAAACAAUUAAGUCCAUAUACAAAUUAAAUGGAUUAGAAUAGUCUUAUGACUUCAUUGUUUUAUACAUGUGGUUAAUAGCCACUUUCGGCAGCUUGGAUGGUUGCCAAAUAAAAGAAAGUAGCAUUCCUGAAUCUCAAAAAGGGUACAUAAAAUAAUUAUUAAUUGA